Molecule: messenger RNA, 2333 nt
Organism: Thamnophis elegans (Western terrestrial garter snake)
Lineage: Eukaryota; Metazoa; Chordata; Lepidosauria; Squamata; Natricidae
Gene: TCTN1
Product: tectonic family member 1
Exons: 14
Coding region: 93-1931 (612 amino acids)
Biological process (GO): cilium assembly; protein localization to ciliary transition zone
Cellular component (GO): MKS complex
Source: RefSeq, a predicted model, not a curated record
GCCGAGGGUUCCCAGCGUACCUUGCGCGUCUCCAUGGUGACCAGCCCCGAGCGUCCAACUGAGGCCUAGGCCGCUGCGGCCUAGCAGGCGGGAUGAGGCGUCGAGGCGGGCCGCCGCUUCUCCUGAGGCGGGCCGUCCUCUUUCUCUUGCUGCUACCCGGGGUUUGCCCGUCCACGGCCGGCCCGACGAGCGAAGCUCCUUCUUCGAAGCCGGCCACCACUCCGGGCGGAGCCACCGCGGCGUGGUCGACAACAACAACAACAGAGCCCGCUCCUCUUUCGCCCCACAGCCAGGCGAUGUCGACGGCGGGCCCCGUCGAGGCAUCCAGCCCGCGUCGCGCGUCUCCCCAAACGCCGUCUCAUGUCGGCCCGUGGCCGGCGCCCGUGACCAAGGUGGCCGAGCUCUGCGUCUGUGACCUGCUGGAGAAUCAGUGUGACGUAAACUGUUGCUGCGAUCCUGUUUGCACGGCUGCGGAUUUCAGCGUCUUUACCGCCUGUUCGGUUCCCGUUGUCACAGGUGACAGGCAUUUCUGCAGACAACCGGAAGCCCUCUAUUCCAUAGAUCAAUCAGCUCAGCCACCAGAAAGGAUAUUUCAGCUAGUCGAAAAAGUCAACCCCUCUGUGUUCUGCCUUCAGACCUCCAACUAUAAAGCUGGCCUCUCCUUCCAAGCUCCAGAAAUACCCACUCUGCAGAAUUUCGACAGGCUCCUUCAAGAAUUCGACAGGGGCAGCUUUGCUACUGGACAGGAUCUCGUGCCGGAAGCGGAGCCAGGGACCCCGCGUGAGGCUGGUGCAAACGACACCAGCAGAUACAAAUUUAAGGAUCUCAUUCAAACCACCGACGGCUUUCUGAGGCUGCCGGCUCCACUUUUUUCCCACUGUGCGCAUGAGAAUCCUGCAGGCUUCUUAAUGACCCAGGCUGAAAAAUGCAACACGGCGAUGAAGAUGGAUGGAUGCACCGCGCUUCCCGAACUCAGCAUGCUGUUCUACACCAAUUUUAGCAUUUUGGUGGUGCCCAAUUCGAGCCAAACAGUUAACGUCACCAUCCAGUCCAUCACGAUUCAGGUGCCAGAGGGACUGCGCUCUCGCCUGGCUAGCGCAGACGCUGUGUUGCUCCCUGCGUUAAAUAAUCAGUCGUGCAGCAAUGUCGUUCUUGAGGCCAGUUACCUCGUGACCUUCACCGAGGCAGGUGAAAUCGUGGGGGCAACCGUCUCGCUGGUCCUGGGGACAGUUCAUACCAGUGUCGUUUUUCUGCAGCAGAUGUUUGCCAUCCGUUUCAUACAGCAAGAUACUCGGCCGGUUCCUUUCAGCGGAAGCCCCGGUUAUCUCACUGGCUUACCGAUAAGAGCCGGAUUCAGAUCCAUUGGCUCAGGGGUCAUUCAGAGUCUGAACGAAAGAAGCCAGCUGACCAUGAUGAAAAGCACCCCAGCCCAGGAUUGCUUCCGAGCAGAAGGGAGCCGAACCCCAAUACUGUUCGGGUACGAUACGGUCUCCGGAUGCAAAGUGCGCAUUCUUGGCAGUGCCGAAUGUACACUUCUGGCUCCAGAGAUCCUAAGGGUGCUGAAGGGCCAAAAUUUCCCAGACUACGUGGCCUCUUUUGGAGAUUCCUUGCCUCAGAACGGACCGGACUGGGUCCAGAUCUCUUACAAUUCCACCAAACCGGCCACCUGUGAAAUCCCCGUCUCCUUUGAAGUGCAAGUGAAGUGGACUAAAUACGGCUCCUUGGUGAACCCCCAGGCUAAAAUCGAGAGCGUCACGGUGACCGUAAGAACGGCCCCCUUACCCCAGGUCGAGCCGGGAAGCGAAAGCAUCAUGGAGAUAUUCAGCUCCGUGUCCUUUGUGGAUAUCUCUGCCCCUGCACAGCCGGGAUACAAAGCUUGGCCCACCAUCGAGGCCCACCUGCCCUUUGAUUUUUUCUUCCCUUUUGUUUAAAACCCCCUGCAGAACCCGGAAGAGGCCGGCCUCGUUUUUCUUUUAAAAGGGGGGGUGUUGUCGUUCUUCAGAGCCAGGCUGAAGCGGGAAACAGCUGUUGCAUCCAAGGGAGCAGAGACCGACGUCGCUUCUGCCAGCAUCGACUCUGGGAAGACUCCCAGCUGGGAUUACGGUGGACCGUGGCAGAGUUUGGUUGAAAGUCUGCGGCUAGUUCAUAAGCGGAUACCGACCGAGGCAUGGGUUCUGCCAGGGGCUGCUGCGCAGGAGAAACAAGCAGAUGGGAAGGCUGGAAGGUGGAGGCCCCCGAUUGGAGAACUUGGCUUGCGAUAACACGAGUCAGGUAUAACGGGGGGCCUCCGGGAACUUAAGAUGCCAUCGUUAACGGAGCCCAGAUCCCAGAUG